This is a messenger RNA of Nelumbo nucifera (sacred lotus), 1422 nucleotides long. Its product is annotated as phenylacetaldehyde reductase-like. Lineage: Eukaryota; Viridiplantae; Streptophyta; Magnoliopsida; Proteales; Nelumbonaceae. The record is from RefSeq and is a predicted model, not a curated record. Gene Ontology annotation, molecular function: oxidoreductase activity, acting on the CH-OH group of donors, NAD or NADP as acceptor.
AACGACUGACAACUGACACUGACAGAGUGCGUUUCUGCCACGCUUCAGGAUUCGGUCUCCGCCGUCGGCCGUAUUAACAUCUUACACAUUCUAUGCAUUCAUACUCAUCGUGAAUCGGCAUGAAUUUCGAACUGACAUCAAUUCUGACCCUGAGCUUAUCGAUCAUUCUCCCUAAACAUCAAUUCUGAUCCUGAGGUUAUCGAUCAUUCUCCCUAAAUAAAUAUCGGAGUCAGGCGUCAAGAAUCAAGCAUCAAAGAAAAUGAGUGGUGCCGGCAAGCUCGUCUGUGUCACCGGAGCUUCUGGUUACAUUGCUUCAUGGCUGGUGAAGCUCUUGCUUCAGCGAGGAUACACCGUCAAAGCUUCAGUUCGCGACCGAAAUGAUCCAAAAAAGACUGCACACUUACGUGCUCUUGUUGGAGCAAAGGAAAGACUUCAUUUGUUCAAAGCAAAUUUAUUGGAGGAAGGAUCUUUUGAUUCUGUGGUUGAAGAAUGUGAAGCUGUUUUCCAUACAGCAUCUCCUUUUUAUCAUAAUGUCACAGAUCCACAGGCUGAAUUAAUUGACCCUGCAGUAAAGGGAACUCUUAACGUUCUUGGUUCCUGCAAAAAAGCUUCAUCUGUUAAAAGGGUGGUUGUAACAUCAUCAAUGGCUGCAGUUGCAUACAAUAGAAAACCUAGAAAUCCUGACGUGGUUGUUGAUGAAACUUGGUUUUCUGAUCCAGAAUUUUGUAAGGAGACAAAUGCUUGGUAUUUACUUUCAAAGACCUUGGCUGAGGCUGCAGCCUGGAAAUUUGCAAAAGAAAAUGGGAUUGACAUGGUUACAAUAAAUCCAGCAAUGGUCAUUGGCCCUCUUUUACAGCCAACACUUAAUACAAGUGCAGAAGCAAUUCUGAAAUUAGUUAAUGGUACAAAUACAUAUCCCAAUGCAACACUUGGAUGGGUUAAUGUUAAAGAUGUUGCGAAUGCUCAUAUUCAGGCAUUUGAGAUUCCUUCAGCCAGUGGAAGAUAUUGCUUAGUUGAGAGUGUUGUUCAUUAUUCAGGGGUUGUGAAGAUUCUACAUGAGCUUUUCCCUUCUUUCCACCUCCCUAACAAGUGUGCAGAUGAUAAGCCUCACGUGCCAACAUACCAAGUAAGCAAGGAGAAAGCAAAAAGCUUGGGCAUCGAUUUUAUUCCCUUCAAGGAGAGCCUUAAGGAAACAGUUGAAAGCUUGAAAGAGAAAAACUUUUUCAGUUUCUAAAUCUUAGUAGCUGCAAAUGAUGCAAUCAAACAAAUGAAGGUUCAUUAUCUCCAAGUGCUCUUAAAUUUGUCCAUGGGUAAUAUUUACAGCGACACAGUGAACUUAUUAUAAUGUGUAUUUGCAUCAACUAUUAUUGAUAUAUAAAUACAAGACUAUGACCCUAAAGCUACGUGCAGCAGUUGGUGGUA